Molecule: messenger RNA, 591 nt
Organism: Stereum hirsutum FP-91666 SS1
Lineage: Eukaryota; Fungi; Basidiomycota; Agaricomycetes; Russulales; Stereaceae
Exons: 2
Coding region: 1-591 (196 amino acids)
Source: RefSeq, a predicted model, not a curated record
AUGUGCAUCAACUCCUGUGUGGCAUUCACUGGUCCCUUUACCGACAAGGAAGCGUGUCCACUCGCUCGCUCUAACGGCCAGAGAAAGGUGCCUCAACGCCAGUUUCAUACUAUGCCACUCGGUCCUCAGCUUCAGGCUCUGGCUCGGUCACCAGAUGGAGCUAAAGAUCUUGGAUAUCUUGGGCGCCGUAUCGAUGAGGUUAUGGAGGAGAUUGGGCAGAAUGGGGGGAAGCUCCAGCUCUUCAACGAUUGGGUUUGUGGAGAGGCAAUCACCGACGCUUUCGAGGAGAAGCUUAUCGGUCCACACGACUUUGUUCUCAUGAUCUCCCUCGAUGGCGCUCAGCUCUACAGGAACAAGCAAUCCGACUGCUGGAUCUAUAUAUGGGUUGUCAUGAAUCACUCCCCAGACGUUCGAUACAAACGCAAACAUAUCCUCGUAGGCGCUGUCAUUCCAGGACCAAACAAGCCGGAAAACGUAGACUCAUAUCUUUUUCCUGGUAUCCGACAUGUCUCCGCCCUUCAGAAGCAAGGAUUGUCGGUUUGGAACGAGGGAGAGCGUUGGCAACAUGUGGAGUUCCGCACGUGGCCUUGA